AUGGAUCCGAAAAUAGAAUCUCCUGAAUAUAGCAUUUUCUUUGGAGUUAUGGGAGCAACAUCAGCAAUGGCGCUUUGUGCUCUUGGAGCAGCGUACGGAACAGCAAAGUCUGGCGUUGGAAUUUCAGCCAUGGGAGUUAGAAAACCGGAAAUCAUCAUGAAAUCUAUAAUUCCUGUUGUCAUGGCUGGCAUAAUUGGUAUUUACGGCCUUGUUGUUGCAGUUUUAAUUGCAAACAGCAUUGAUCCAGUGAAAAGAGGAUACACACUCUUUAAAGGCUUCUUGCAUUUAGGUUCAGGACUAAGCGUUGGACUCAGCGGACUAGGCGCUGGAUUCGCUAUUGGCAUCGUUGGAGAUGCUGGAGUAAGAGGCUCAGCUCAGCAGCCAAAACUAUACGUCGGGAUGAUACUUAUACUCAUCUUUGCAGAAGUGCUUGGAUUAUAUGGAUUGAUAGUUGCUCUUAUUCUUACAACAAGACAAGGAUGA
This is a messenger RNA of Uloborus diversus, 483 nucleotides long. RefSeq names its product V-type proton ATPase 16 kDa proteolipid subunit c-like. NCBI's taxonomy places the organism in Eukaryota, Metazoa, Arthropoda, Arachnida, Araneae, Uloboridae. The coding region runs from base 1 to 483 and encodes 160 amino acids. The transcript has a single exon. Gene Ontology annotation, molecular function: proton-transporting ATPase activity, rotational mechanism. Gene Ontology annotation, biological process: proton transmembrane transport. Gene Ontology annotation, cellular component: proton-transporting V-type ATPase, V0 domain. The record is from RefSeq and is a predicted model, not a curated record.